GGUGGAGCCACAGCCUCUACUAGAGCCCCAUAAAACACCCAAGAAGAAGAGGCCAAGGAGGUGCAGACGGAGGCCUGGAGCAGGCUGCAACGACAAGCAGCGUGCAGGCCGCCCCAGCCCCCGAGAUCACCGUGGUGUUGGGGGAGGCAGGGAUGAAGGACAGCAGGCGAUGAUGGGUCAGCGGCAGACAUUGUGGAAGCAGUCCUCUGAGUCGUGGGGAGGACGCCACAACAGACUACACUAUCAAGGAGACUGUCUGCCAGGAUCUUAUUCAAUAAUGGAUGACAUGUUUCUGGAGGGCAAGAUGGAGGUGGGGGAGGAGGUGCGGCGGCAGUGCCAUGACCCUAUGCUGGCCCCCACGCCGGUGCUGCUGGCUCGACGCGAGGUUCCGGCGCGCCACCCCCGGGCCACCACCACGCAGCUGCAUCACAUCAGCGAGGAGAUGCUGGUUUACCGCAAGCACAACCUCCUCUCCUGCCAACUGCCCGGCUCACCCAAGUCCACGUUCCUUAUGGUAUUCAGCCCCGAUGGGUCAAAGGUCGCCUCCACCCACGGCGACCACAACAUCUACGUCAGCGAGGUCAACACAGGUCAGUGCAUCUGUACGCUGGAGGGACACCCGCGAACCCCGUGGUGUGUGGCCUUCCACCCCGCCUCCAACGAGAUAGUGGCCUCGGGCUGCCUCGGCGGGGAGGUGCGCGUGUGGGGCCUCAAGGGCGGCAGUGAGGUGUGGACGACAGAGAAGAGCACGGUGAUCGCCUCCCUCGCCUUCCACCCCACGGACAAGGUGCUGGUCAUCGCCACCUACAAUGAGAUAUACUUCUGGGAUUGGUUCCAGCCGCAGCCCUUCACCAAGAUAUGCACGGCUGAUGAGAAGGAGAAAGUCAGGUACGUCAAAUUCGACCCGCUCGGCCACAAGCUCAUCACGGGGAUCGCCAACAUGCCCCACGAGAGGCCCGGGUCGCCCUCCACCCACCACAUGCCCUCGCGCUCGGAGCUGGUGGAGCGCGAGCAGCGAUACAGCCAGCUCUCCAGCCAGUACCUCAGCCUCGUCUCACACCUGGAGGCCCUAACGAGCUCAUCCGCCGCCGCUGCUGCUGCGUCCGGCGGCUCCUCGUCUGCCGCCACAACCGCCGCGACGUCAUCCACAAGCACCACGUCAGCUUCCCGCACGAUCGACCGAGGCACAGACCCCAUAGAACUCGGGGCAGCGCGGCGCGGCAGAUGACCGAGGAACGCAGAGGUACCGGCGGAGGAGGCGGCGGCAGUGUUGGCAGCGGGAAUGGUGG
Molecule: messenger RNA, 1289 nt
Organism: Eriocheir sinensis (Chinese mitten crab)
Lineage: Eukaryota; Metazoa; Arthropoda; Malacostraca; Decapoda; Varunidae
Product: activating molecule in BECN1-regulated autophagy protein 1A-like
Exons: 7
Coding region: 170-1228 (352 amino acids)
Biological process (GO): autophagy
Cellular component (GO): intracellular membrane-bounded organelle
Molecular function (GO): protein binding
Source: RefSeq, a predicted model, not a curated record